GCCAAGUGCUACAGUUUCAGUUGUUCACACAACCUCUCUGAGGGUCUGUUGCCAUUUACUUGCUCUAACUUCCGUAUUUUACAUCUAUGAAGAAAGAGGAUUUUGCUUCUUACGUCUUCAAACAUCGAAAAAUGAGUAUACUGUAUUUCUGGACCUAAAACCAAUAGAGAGGAAAAGACCCAAUCUAUCCAUGGCAUUUUGAGCAAAUUGUGGAAUAUACCAUGCCUUCUUAGAAAAGGUGAUUUAUUCCUCACACACAACCAAUAAGUUGUAAAACUGCAUCCCAUUGCUAAGGAAAAUGAACGCAGUCAAGUGUGUUCUUGUUGGAGAUACCGCUGUAGGAAAGACUUCUCUUCUUGUGCGCUUUACAUCUGAGGCCUUUCCAGAUUCGUAUAGACCAACAGUAUAUGAAAAUACAGGAGUUGAAGUGUUUAUGGAUGGUAUACAGAUCAGUCUUGGACUCUGGGACACUUCGGGUAAUGAGGCUUUCAGAAACAUACGGCCUAUUUCUUUUCAGCAUGCAGAUAUUGUAUUAAUAUGUUUUUCUGUAGCCAACCCUGCCUCAUUUUUGAAUGUGAGGAACAAGUGGAUUGGUGAAGUUAGGCAACAUCUUCCUCAUAUUCCAGUCCUAGUAGUCGCAACCCAGACUGACCAGAGGGAAAAUGAGCACAUGCGGAUGCCAUGCAUCAACUCAUUGGAUGGGAAACAGCUGGCACAAGAUGUAAGAGCUAAAGGCUAUUUAGAGUGUUCAUCUCUAAAUAAUAGGGGAGUGCAGCAAGUGUUUGAGUGUGCCGUGAGGACAGCGCUUAACCAGGCCAAAAAAAGAGCCAGAAGAAAGCGUUUCUUUGUAAAUGAGUGCAAAAUCAUUUGAACUGUAUUGACUGAUGGAAUAUAUUUCCUCUGCAGGAAAAAGAGGGCACUAUAAACUGAAUUAAACAUCAUACAAUAAAGUUUGAAAUGAUUUUCAAAAAGACUGUGCAUUCCAAAACUGAGAACAUUUUUAAACCUUUUUUUUUUCAAAUUUAAAAUGGUAAGAACGUCAUUCUGUAUUUUGUGGACAGCAUAAUAGAAUAUGAUGUAGCCUCCAAGCUCAUGCAUAAUGACUGAAAAAGUACAUCCUGUUUAACAAAGUAGAGAAUGGAGAGGAAAAGAAAAACCAUAGAUAAUUUUGGACACUAUUAUUUUCAAGGAUUUCAUUUGCAAAAAAACAAACGUAAUUUAUAAAGAAGUGUAUAUAUGUUUCUACUCAUAAUUUCUUUCUAUACUCUAAAGCAGUGUUUCUCAACCACAGUCCUGAAGUUCCCCUAUCAGGCCAGAUUUUCAUGAUAUCUUAACUAGAGCGCAGGUGAAAUAAUCAGCUAAUCAGUAACCAUGGUUACUAACCUGCUCUCACCCAUCAGCUGAUUAUGUCACCUGUGCUAGAGCCCAGAUAUCAUGAAAAUCUGCCCUGUUAGGGGUAGUUAAAGACUGGAGUUGAGAAACACUGCUCUAAAGGGAUCAACAAAAAAUGAAGACAGUAUAGAAGUAUAGGUACCCUCACAUUUAAUACAAAGAGUAGCC
Molecule: messenger RNA, 1560 nt
Organism: Bombina bombina (fire-bellied toad)
Lineage: Eukaryota; Metazoa; Chordata; Amphibia; Anura; Bombinatoridae
Gene: RHOH
Product: ras homolog family member H
Exons: 2
Coding region: 299-871 (190 amino acids)
Biological process (GO): small GTPase-mediated signal transduction
Molecular function (GO): GTPase activity; GTP binding
Source: RefSeq, a predicted model, not a curated record